AUGGAAUCCAACGAAAAAUCAACUGGCAGCGUGACCUCUGACUGCAGGGGCCAGCCCGUUCAAGAUCGCCCGAGUUACACCGUUGUACAAAAUGAAAUGUUCCCUGACAAAGACCAACGCAUUAUAAUCGACAGUAAAGGUUCCAGUACUUCUCUAGGCAGGUUGAGAAGACCGAAAUUCGGCGCGAGGUGUCUUCGUGCCCACCACACGCACCUCUUAGCCCAUGGCCGCGAGGCGGGGGCGUCGCCUGAGCCGGGUCGCGGGCUGUCGCGCCAACUACAUGCAUACACAGAUAAUAAGUACUUAAUGUACACCAUACCAACUACAGAUAAGCAACCCACAAUAUCUUCUUCGGCACCAUCGUGGGGGCCUCGACAGCGACAGUGUUUGGGGCGCGCGCUCCACAAAUUACAGGAGGGGGAGGGGGAGGGGGAGGCGGGCGUGUCCGCCGACGGCGCCGAGCGACGCGGUCGAGGGCGCAGCCUGUCCGUCCGUCCGUCCGUCCGCACGCUGGCCCGCCUGCCCGCGCCGCGCCGCGGUGUGAUGCGCGCGUCGGGAAUAGAGAUCGCAUCAGCGCCGCGCGGCCCCACGCGCCGGCCCGCACGCACCGCCCGCACGCACAGCCCGCGGCGUCGCGACAGCCGCUGCCGCCGCACGCGCAUUCACGUUGCUUUUUUACUUCUUUCUUUUCCACACAUAAAGCAAGUGGAUGAAUGGACCACGAUUCGCAUUCAGGCAUCCCCAGACAACCGGUUCCGCCCGGGGUUUGCUCGGAGGGUUUCGGGCAUUUUCGCCCCGCGCCCCGCGUGGCCGCCACUCCGCUCUCACGGCGCCCGCAACGAGCAGCAUCGGCCAGGGAGAGGCCGGGAAGAGCACCUAACUCACUUGGCGGCGCCCUGCAGCAGCUCGUGCAACCCACGAACACGGGACGUGAGAGCUACGCUCCGAGCCGGGCGAGUGCCAUCAAUGCCGGGGGUCGUGGGAGGGUGGAACGGAGCUCGCUGCCUUUCGGGCCGCCCGCCCGCGCCCGCGCCCGGGCCAGCGCCAGCGCCUUUUGCGCGCGAUGACGCGUGCGCGCAGGUCGGCGCUCGGCCGGCCUCGCACAAGCCUAACCUAAAUUACUCGCCGAAAGGUGACUCAUUCGAAUUAGCAGGCCGAAUAAAGCGUGAACUUGCUCGGCCGCCAUCACUGUGCGGAGACAGACACGAGGAGGAACAUAAAGUGUAG
Messenger RNA from Gryllus bimaculatus (two-spotted cricket), 1227 nucleotides. NCBI's taxonomy places the organism in Eukaryota, Metazoa, Arthropoda, Insecta, Orthoptera, Gryllidae. The record is from the annotation of a GenBank genome assembly.